Messenger RNA from Rattus rattus (black rat), 2135 nucleotides. It is a transcript of the gene C1H1orf94, whose product is annotated as chromosome 1 C1orf94 homolog. The record is from RefSeq and is a predicted model, not a curated record. NCBI's taxonomy places the organism in Eukaryota, Metazoa, Chordata, Mammalia, Rodentia, Muridae.
AUGAGGGCUGGUGGAGGAGUCCUUUGUCUCCCAGCCCUGGGCGGACAAAGGGGCUUCCGGAAAGAGAGAAAGAGGAUGGCCAGUGGAAAUGGGCUCCCUCCAUCCUCAGCCCUGGUGGCCAAGCGUCCCUCCGCCCUGGGGCCAUUCCCCAGAUAUGUCUGGAUCCACCAGGACACACCCCAGGAUAGCCUAGACAAGAUUUGCCAUGACAUCUGGAAGAGAGUUCAGGGCUUGCCUGAGUCCCUGCAGCCCAGGACCUCUCUGGAGAAGCUCUCUGCCCCGGUGACAGCCGCUGUCAGCUUCCAAGACGAAGCUUUGGAACUGAGCGGUGGCAAGGAUGAGAUCUCCCUGCUGGUGGAGCAAGAGUUCUUGAGCCUCACUAAAGAACAUCUCAUCUUGGUCCAAGAGGGCUCUGGGGAGCUGGCAACACCUAUCGUUACUCCCCAGGGGACCCGGGAGCUGGCUCCCUGCUUUCUUGUGCCUCCUCUUGGGGCAGACAGCACCGAGUAUGCAGGAUCCUCCAUAAUGGCUGGUGACAAACUUCGGGAGCAGAAGCUGUCCAUGCCCAUCAUCGGCAGCAGGCAGGACUCUGAUUCUGCCAUGUCUACAGUCACCGGCAUCCUGCGAGCGGCCAAGGUCAAGAGUGUGAAGGGGACUAAAGACAAAAGUCAUAGCCUGGGUGCCUCUAAUUCAGAGAUCAGCAAGCUCCUGGCCCAGUUCCCACUGAAGUCAACUGAAAUGUCCAAGGCCCCAGACAACAAGAUGGUGCUGGAAGAGACCAAGGUCAUUAAGGACUUCCUGCAGAAUAGCAUGUUCAAUGGCUCCGGACCCCGGGAGUCCAUGGGGCUGGGCCCAUUCCUGCUGCUGCCACCCCCACCUCCUCCCGCAGUCCCCGACAAACUCCCCGAGUUCUCUCCUCCGAAGAGGCAGCUCCCAGUGUUUGCCAAGAUCUGCUCCAAGACUGAGGCUGACCCAGCUCUUGAGGGCCACCACUGGAUUGAACGAAGUCCUGGCACAAAAGAGUUUACCAAAAGUCGAGAGAGCCUCUUUCUCAACCAGUGGCCCCAGAACCGGAAGGACACCUGUGGUGAGGAGGGUCACAGUGACCCAAUGGGUACCAUCUCCAUGACUCUGCCAACCAAGAAGCCCGUGUGGCCAGCAGAGAAAAACCUGCUCUAUGAGUUCUUUGGGGCCACCAAGAAUCCCACUGGGCAGCUGAGGCUUCGAACCAAAGUGGAUAUGGACGGACUGGAUCUGAAAUUUAACUCCCCUACAACGGUGCCUGAAAAGAACAUUAAGUAUGCCGGGAAUGUUUUCGCCCCUCGCUUCACCACAGCCUUGACCUCGACCACCCUGAACCAGCCUCUCUGGCUCAAUCUGAACUGUCCACCUCCACCGGUGUUUUCCAGCCACUCUACCUUCCCACAGUAUCAGGGCCUGUACCCACAGCGGUCAACAAGGAUGCCCUACCAGCAGCCCAUACACCCACCACUGGGGUGCUACUCCAGACAGGUGACACCGUACAACCCACAACAGAUGGGACAGCAGAUUUUCCGCUCUUCCUACACCCUGAUGAGCUACAUCCCCUUCGUCCAGCCCAACUAUCCAUAUCCUCAGAGGACCCCCCAGAAGCUGCCUGCCAAUCCCAGAGACCCUCCCCCGAUGGCAGGAGAUGGGCCUCCUUACCUCUUCCCCCAGGGAUAUGGGUUCAACUCUGCGCCCAGCGGCCCCCUGAUGAACAGCGCCUAUUUUUCCUCCAGUGGGAAUGGUAUACGCUUUUAGACUUCUCUCUCUCUCUCCCCUCCACCUCUCUUUGCCCUUGGAUCAGGGCUAAAGGUUCUGGAAUUCUGGAUUCUGCAACAGCUUGGUGUGAAGUUUGGAAAGCCAAGGUUCCAACCAGGUGGCCGACAGAAAACAGCAAGACCAGAUUCCUCCACUGGCCAACACUCACCUGCAUAGCGCCCCCCUCACAUGUAGUGCACACCACAGACGCACCCCCCAUUUGUAAGACCACACAGGCACCUGUAUUUAGCUAACAUGACUGGUUUUUGUUUUUGUUGUUGUUGGUAAGAUAGAAAGUAAGACACUUAAUUUAGAACGUUUGUAUGUUAUGGUAAAACUAUGAGCUGCUUGAA